Messenger RNA from Westerdykella ornata, 894 nucleotides. RefSeq names its product putative serine/threonine protein kinase. Gene Ontology annotation, cellular component: nucleus; cytoplasm. Gene Ontology annotation, biological process: intracellular signal transduction; protein phosphorylation. Lineage: Eukaryota; Fungi; Ascomycota; Dothideomycetes; Pleosporales; Sporormiaceae. The coding region runs from base 1 to 894 and encodes 297 amino acids. The record is from RefSeq and is a predicted model, not a curated record. Gene Ontology annotation, molecular function: MAP kinase activity; ATP binding. The transcript has 5 exons.
AUGGCUUCUGUUCUAAAAGCUGGGCAAUACCUCCGAGGCAAGCUUGGUUCUUACUGCCUUUCGGAGAAACUCCAUGAGCAUGCAUGGACUGCAAUUGAGAGCAAGAUGGGAAAGGUUGUUGUGAAGACCGCACCAACCUAUCGUUUAGAAAACGAACGCGACGUUCUCAAGCGCUUCCAUGGUCAGCCAUCUAUCCGUCCGUUACUUGAUGAGAUCCUUGAGCCACCCUGCCUAGGCCUGAAAUACUUGGAUGACCAUUCGUUACGUGCUUCGAACCAGAGGCAGUUGGAGAAAUCCGACGUUGAAUUCAUUGCGAGACGGAUUCUCGAAUCAUUAGAUGCGCUUCACAGCGCUGGAUACGUGCAUACAGAUAUCAAACCCGACAACAUUCUCGUGAACUACGGCAGCGGGCCUGGCAGAUUUAGUGACGUCCAGCUUGGUGACUGCGGCGACGCCUACCGAAUUCCUCCUAACGUGAAUCCAAAGGAAGAUGGAGAACUUAUUGGUGCUGCAAUGUUCCGCAGCCCAGAAGCCACCCUGAAUCUCCGCUGGUGCACACCGACUGAUGUACGGUCCUUGGGCGCUACACUUAUAAGUUUGAUCUGGGGGAAAAAAUUUCAUAUCUUCAAGCCCGCUGAGUUCAAGCCCGAAGAUGAAGAAUAUCUAGUCCAUGUUUUCAUCAAGCAAAUCAGUUUCUUCGGCCCAUGGCAUACGAGAUUCCAGGAGAUUGCCGACGAGGAUAGAUGGGCCAAAUGUAUCCCGUUCAUACUAGUCGAGGACGAGGAGGUCACGACGGAAGACAAAGUGUUCUUGUGCAAGUUGAUGAAACUUGACCCAAGGGACCGGCCGAGUGCCAAAGAACUACUCGAGGAUGAAUGGCUUAGAGAGUCAUGA